AAAUUUCUAACCUCGUCGGCCAUUAAUCACUUCACUAACUCUUUCUUUGUUUCCUCUUUCUUCGCUCCAACAAUGAACAUCACUCACUCUCUCUCUUCCAUUGAUGUCACUCCUUCUCUCUCCUCCCAAACAAUCCGACCUCCUCCCCUCCACCUUUCUCCGCCGCCGAUUUUAUCUCUCCUACUCCGCCGAUAUGUUGCGCUCACUCUUUCCUGCCGCCGCUAACGCCUUCUCCGAUUUCUCUGCCGCCGCUGCCGACGAUAUGCCGUCAGAAAAUACCGUCUUUCUUCGUCGAUCUAUUACCGCCCUACUCUUCUUCGCCACCAUUUUGUUUGUUUACAACUCCUUCCGUUUCUUCGCCGACAGUUCUUUCGAUUUUCCCGCUAGCGCUUCUGUCGCCUUUUUCCCUCUUUCCGGCAAUGUUUCCUCUCAGAUUAGUGAGGAGUACAAGCUUGAAAGAGUUUUGAAUGUUGCUGCUACAGAAGACAAAACUGUCAUUAUAACAACUUUAAAUGAUGCCUGGGCAAUGCCUAAUUCUAUUAUUGAUCUCUUCCUUGAGAGCUUUAGAAUUGGGCAUCACACUCGAAGACUUCUGGACCAUGUAGUCAUUGUUGCGUUGGAUGAUAAAGCAUAUAGAAGAUGCUUAAGUAUACAUCACCAUUGCUAUGCUCUUUUGACUGAAGGCAUUGAUUUUUCUAAAGAGGCAUACUUCAUGACACCUGAUUACCUAAAAAUGAUGUGGAGAAGGAUUGAUUUCUUACGAAGUGUCCUCGAAAUGGGAUACAAUUUUGUAUUUACGGAUGCUGAUAUCAUGUGGUUCAGAGAUCCAUUUCCACAUUUCUUUCCUGAUGCUGAUUUUCAAAUUGCGUGUGACCAUUUCUCAGGCGACUCAUUUACCGUACACAAUAGGCCUAAUGGAGGUUUUAAUUAUGUUAAGUCAAAUAACAGAUCCAUUGAGUUCUACAAGUUUUGGUACUCAUCCCAAGAAAAUUAUCCUGGUUAUCAUGACCAGGAUGUCCUAAACUUUAUCAAACAUGAUCCGUUUAUCCCAGAGAUUGGGUUGGAGAUGAGAUUCUUAGAUACUGCAUAUUUUGGUGGACUCUGUGAACCUAGCAAGGAUUUGAAUAAAGUAUGCACCAUGCAUGCGAAUUGUUGUUUUGGCAUUAAUAGCAAGCUACACGACCUUAAGAUUAUGCUUCAAGACUGGAGAAAUUUUAUGUCUUUGCCCCCGAGUUUGAAGCGGUCACAAGUGUAUUCCUGGAGGGUCCCUAUGAACUGCAGCCUAAGUGCAUUCCACACUUCCAAGAGUCCAAUGGAGAGUGACGAAGAAGAAAAUACAAGUUAAUUUAUACUUCAUAUACCACAUUUUGGUAUUAUCCAAGAUUAACUAUUUACGGUUAGCAAAAUUGGCCUUCGGUCCGAGGUAAUGUGUCAAUCAAAAUUGGCCUUCGGUCCGAGGUAAUGUGUCAAUCAAAAUUGGCCUUUGACAAGAAGGGGCAAUAUUAGCUAAAAACCAUGCUUUGGUAAAUGAGAAAUUGUACAGUGUGAUGUAGAAACAUAAGGUAAUUUUGUAGGAGUACUUAUUUUAUACCUCGACUAAACUCUCAAAUGAUGGUUGAAAACGGGGUUGCAGUGUACCAACAAUUUGCGGGUUUCAGAAGCCAACCACUGGUUAAGUCCUCAUUUCUACUUGUGGAACAAUUUGCUGGAAUGGGUGCAAUGAGGCAAGCUUGGCAAGACCUUACCCUCCCGUUGGGGACUUCGGGUACCAAAAGAAACAAUUAUGGAAAAUAAUGCUAAAAAGUAACUUAAUAUCCAUUUUGCGUUUUAA
This is a messenger RNA of Spinacia oleracea (spinach), 1831 nucleotides long. RefSeq lists its product as uncharacterized. The transcript has 4 exons. The record is from RefSeq and is a predicted model, not a curated record. Bases 104 to 1345 code for a protein of 413 amino acids. NCBI's taxonomy places the organism in Eukaryota, Viridiplantae, Streptophyta, Magnoliopsida, Caryophyllales, Amaranthaceae.